Messenger RNA from Tachysurus vachellii, 2152 nucleotides. Its product is annotated as protein FAM124A. The transcript has 4 exons. Bases 207 to 1646 code for a protein of 479 amino acids. NCBI's taxonomy places the organism in Eukaryota, Metazoa, Chordata, Actinopteri, Siluriformes, Bagridae. The record is from RefSeq and is a predicted model, not a curated record.
GCUGCGGGAAAGAUUUCUUUUUAAAAGUUUUCAUUUUUAUACGGGAUUCAGACUUGUGAGGGAAAAAACUCAAGAGAAUCGUGUGCAUAAAGGACAUAAAUGUCAUUUUCAUCUGAGAUGAAGAGGAACUCGAGCGAGCGUGAGCGCGCAAAACCUGCAGAAACUGUUGGGCAAGACUACAGUCCAGAGUCACCUACAAGUAUUAUAUGUUCAUUGAUUCCCUCUCAGUCCAACUCUUUUUUCAUUGUCCAUUUCCAUGGGAUUUGUCUAUGGGAGACCUCCUGCAAGACCCCUUCCUCGUUUCUGUUCACAUCAUAACAGAUCCAGGUCAGGCGAAAACACUACAAUGUGCAGCUGACCGACUCCUCUCCCUCCUCCAUCCACAACUGACCCUCUUCAGAGUGUCAGAGCGAGUAGAAGGGCCCCAGUGCCCCACAGACCUCCAGCUAUCCCUUCGUCCAAGCCUAUCUGUCAUCCUCUUCCUGCAAAAAGAUUAUGGAUGGGAUGAGAGCCAUGAGCAUCAGCUGAGGCGUCCUCCAUGGCGUUACCACCACACAGAGGAAGUAAAAGGCUUAGCAUUUUCCCCAUCAAAGCAAGAUUUCUUCAUGCUAGCCCCUGGCACACCACUCUGGGCUCUGCGGAAAGUACAUUAUGGAAAGGAGAUUGUACGAUUCACAAUAUACUGUCGAUAUGAGACCUACAGUGAUCAGGUGCGGCUCUACAGACUGCUACUUCAUCGACCUUUAGCACAGAGGAACCGGCUUUAUAGCUUCUGUGUGGUCUACUCCAACAACUAUAUGGAGAUUCAGCUAUCGGUUAAGCAAUUACCACGAGGUCAGGAUCCUACCCCCACAGAAUGCACUCUUAUGGAGAUACGUGUGAGAAAUAUGGGAGGGCUCAUACCACUUCUGCCCCAUCCCUGUAGACCAAUCAGUGACAUACGUUGGCAAACCAAGGAUUACGAUGGGAAUAAGAUAUUGCUGCAGGUACAGAGUUCAAAGGAAACCACGCUACCCUCUUCAUCCUCAGAGACUCCCUCUGUUACACCAUCAAAUGGUUAUGGCCCUGAUGUCUGUCAGAAGUGUUGCUGCAGAAGUCCAUCACACUCUCAUUCUCAGAAUGCACUCAUGCAGUAUAAGCAGGAAGACAUAGAAUGUAUUCAGUGUAGCCAGGAAAUUGUGUGUGCUGGAUGGACAGAUGUCCACACUCACUCCCUAAUCUCAAUGGCAACAGAAGCAUUUCAUUCGGUAAGCACCUAUCCUUCCACCUCCCAUCCAUGCAGGUCCUUCUCUCUCACAAUGCCAAGGUUCCGGAUAAAUGUAGACACAUUAGUGGGAGCCGAAGAGACAGAUGUAGACACUGGUCAAGCAGUAAUUAGCAGAUCUAUAGAUCUUUCGGUGGUCUCAGCUUAUAUGCUCCCACAGAGGCAAAUUCUUUCAAAUGCUAGAGUCUCACAGCCUCUAUCAGAGCCUCCAAAAUUGUACAGCAUCACAUCAUCUCUAAACCCCUCAAAUAAAACAUCACUUAAAAAUAGUGUGCGCACCCUUCAGGCCAAUUUAAAGUGGAAUAGAGGGGAGAAUCGGAUGAAUGGCUCAGAAAGAAUUAAAGACAUGAAAUUGGAGGACAAACAGGAGUUCUUCAUCUGAUGUACAAUCACUAGAUCACUUACUGCUUUAUCCUAUUCAGAGUUAUAGUAGAUCCACAGACUAAUUCACUGGAGUCAUAAAUCAUUUAAUUACAUUAUGGUUAAGUAAAAUCCAACCUAAUGCAAAUGAACAUGUGCUAAUAAAAAAACAUUUGCAAGUUGCCAAAGGAAAAAAAAGUCAGAUUUUUACUUUUUUGCUGAAAUUAUAUAUACUAAAAUAAACAGGAUACCAAGUGACUACUGGCUGAAAGUAAAAUGCCUAAUAACAAAUGAUUCAUUUUCAGUCCUAAUCCAACAAAUGUGGUAUUGUUAUUUCUAAUCAUCUGGAGUCAUGCUUGUUAUAAAUAUGUAUUUGCUACAUAUAUACAGAAUAUUGCAUAAAUAUGUACGUUAUUUAACACUCUAAUGUUGUAGCUGUCACUGGCCAUGAAAAGUAUUGAUUUAUUUUUUGUCCGUAGUUAGGAAAUGAAAUCAUUCAAUCAGAAACAUUUGUUGAAAUGUUCUGAA